AUAAAUGUCAGCAAUCGGUAACGAAUAGUCAUGGUACCUAUUCUUGUUGUUGGUAUUGAUUUUGGAACAACAUACUCCGGAUGGGCGUAUUUGUUAAGAAGUGCAUUUGUUGACAACCCAACAAAGGUCAUAGUGAGGAAUUGGAAUGGAGAUCAGCUGAUGUCAUCGAAAGCACCAACGUGUCUUCUGAUCGAACCCGAUGGAGAGACAUUCUCAGCGUUUGGAUAUGACGCUGAAAACAAGUACAUCAGUCUGGUUGAAGAUGGGGAACAUGACAAAUGGUAUUUUUUCAAAAGAUUCAAGAUGCAGCUUUACAAUACGGAUAUAAAAAGAGACAUGGAAAUUAAAGAUGAAACUGGAAAGAAACUAAAAGCAAAUAUUGUGUUCUCUGUUGCAAUAAGAUUUCUUAAAGACGACCUGUUACAAGUCAUUGAAGACCGACUCAAGGGAGACUUAAAACCAGAGGAUAUCAGUUGGGUUUUGACAGUUCCAGCGAUUUGGGAUGAUAGUGCCAGACAGAUUAUGAGGGAGGCUGCUGAAAGUGCUGGUAUUUCUUCCGACAAACUUAUCAUAGCUUUGGAACCAGAGGCUGCAGCCAUUUACUGUCGAUUUUUACCGAUGGAAAUAAGUGGCCAAGGUGGCUCACUGUCUACCCUCGAAACAGGGAGCAAAGUCCUUGUUGUUGAUGCAGGAGGCGGUACGGUCGAUAUUGCUGUCCAAGAGGUAGCAGGAAGCGGUUCGAUGAAGAACAUUUACAAAGCCAGUGGAGGAGACUGGGGCGGUACGAAGGUAGACGAUGCUUAUGUCACGUUUGUAGCAGACAUAAUAGGAAAGGACACGAUUGAAGAAUUUAAAAGAUCUCAUAUGGACGAUUACGUAUACAUGAUUCGCGACUUCGAAAUGAAAAAGCGCGGCUUUGAUCCACUGAAAAUUAAUAAAUCAGUGAUAUUCAGAAUUUCAGCAACGUUACCACACAUAGUGAAGGAAAGUAAGGGCAAGGAGAUACACGACCUUAUAACUGACUCUCCAUUUAAAAGCACGGUAUCAAUAACAGCCGACAAAUUGAGAGUCGAUAAGAAUGUAGUUAAAAACCUUAUAGAGAACCAAGCUGAUGCUAUAGUUGACCACGUUUCCAGUCUACUUGACCAGUCGACCAAAGAUGAUAUAGGAACCAUUGUUUUAGUUGGCGGAUUUAACACAUGUCAAUUACUCCAGCAAGCUAUGAAGACGAAGUUUGAUAAGCACAAAAUUAUCAUCCCAACUGAUCCAGACCUUGCAGUUUUAAAGGGGGCCGUGAUAUUUGGACAUAAACCAGAGCUGAUUUCUCAGCGAGUGAGCAAAUAUUCGUAUGGCGUAAACGUAAGGGCGGUAUUCAUUAAAAAAUUUCACAGAGAAACUUAUAAAGUAAAAGACGAAGAUGGGGGUGAUCGCUGCGAAAAUGUCUUUGAUAAACAUAUCACAGCUGGACAAUGCCUUACUGUUGGAGAAGAACAGGUUAGCAUGUACUACAGUAUAGCAACUUCAAGUCAAACCACUGGACCCAUUCGUGUUUAUUACACACUUGAUCCUGACCCGAUGUACGUUACGGACGGAGGUUGCCAUCUUGCAGGCACACUCAACGUGCCAUUAGAAGGACGCGGAACUAACCGAACUAUUAAAGCGCGAUUGAUUUACGGAGGGACAGAGAUAGAUGUCGAGGCUACUGAGGUCGCUACAGGGAAAGUGCAUCGACUGAAAAUUGAUUUCUUGAGCUAA
Messenger RNA from Mya arenaria, 1755 nucleotides. Its product is annotated as heat shock 70 kDa protein 12A-like. The record is from RefSeq and is a predicted model, not a curated record. Gene Ontology annotation, molecular function: ATP binding; ATP-dependent protein folding chaperone. The transcript is spliced from 9 exons. The coding region runs from base 31 to 1755 and encodes 574 amino acids. Lineage: Eukaryota; Metazoa; Mollusca; Bivalvia; Myida; Myidae.